Sphaeramia orbicularis (orbiculate cardinalfish) is the source of this 1149-nucleotide messenger RNA. It is a transcript of the gene fth1a, whose product is annotated as ferritin, heavy polypeptide 1a. Gene Ontology annotation, cellular component: cytoplasm. Gene Ontology annotation, biological process: iron ion transport; intracellular iron ion homeostasis. Gene Ontology annotation, molecular function: ferrous iron binding; ferric iron binding. The transcript has 5 exons. Bases 293 to 826 code for a protein of 177 amino acids. The record is from RefSeq and is a predicted model, not a curated record. Lineage: Eukaryota; Metazoa; Chordata; Actinopteri; Kurtiformes; Apogonidae.
CGUUCAGGCUCGUAUCACAGUUGAUUCUCUCAUUAGCGGACAGUGAAGGUUACCUGCUUCAACAGUGCUUGAACGGCAACCUUUCUACUGUCUUCAUAACACCGCCGGACGGGAAUAAUCUACUCGAUCACUAAUUUUGAACACCACCUUCGAAAUCAGAUCGUAAUUUCGUCAAAAUCAGUAGUUAUCUGCGUUAUCCCGAAAUCACUGAGCUAGCCAGCUAACUGUUUGUUUUGCUAACGGGGACAGCUUUUCCACCUCCUCACAAAGACCUGCCACUAAAAUCAGAACCAUGAGUUCCCAGGUGAGACAGAACUUCCACCAGGACUGUGAGGCCGCAGUCAACAGGCAGAUCAAUCUGGAGCUGUACGCCUCCUACGUCUACCUGUCUAUGGCAUACUACUUCGACCGGGAUGACCAGGCAUUGCACAACUUUGCCAAGUUCUUCCGUAAUCAGUCACAUGAGGAGCGUGAGCACGCAGAGAAGCUAAUGAAAGUGCAGAACCAGAGGGGUGGAAGGAUCUUCCUGCAAGACGUCAGGAAGCCAGAGAGGGAUGAGUGGGGCAGCGGGGUGGAGGCUCUUGAAUGUGCCCUGCAGCUUGAGAAGAGCGUCAACCAGUCACUGCUGGACUUACACAAGCUGUGCUCUGAUCACAAUGACCCACAUAUGUGUGAUUUCAUCGAGACGCACUACCUGGACGAGCAGGUGAAGUCCAUCAAAGAGCUGGCAGACUGGGUCACCAACCUGCGGCGCAUGGGUGCUCCUCAGAAUGGCAUGGCCGAGUACCUGUUCGACAAACAUACUCUGGGCAAAGAAAGCAGUUAAAUCCAUCCAGAUACAUUUAUAAAACACUCUAUAUAUGUAUAUCUGUACUUUGCUUCUGAAUGUUUUCACUAUAUUAAGCCAUCUGCAUGGUACUGGCACGUCAUUUAAACAUUAUAUCGCUUAGUGCCAUUUCCGCCUUGCUUUUAUGCUACGUUACAGUUACUUCUACAACCCCCUUGUUCCUGGAAUUGGCAUCUUUCAGAUUUAGUCCACUCUUGUAUCUUGCAUUUUUUCUGAUUUCAGCUGCCUUUACUAUGUAUUUGCUGUGUGUCAUGCCAGGAGCAGGUAUUCAAACCAAAUAAAUCAAACCCUCUGGAUUCUGA